Piliocolobus tephrosceles (Ugandan red Colobus) is the source of this 2693-nucleotide messenger RNA. It is a transcript of the gene DLX1, whose product is annotated as distal-less homeobox 1. Gene Ontology annotation, biological process: embryo development; cell differentiation; negative regulation of transcription by RNA polymerase II. NCBI's taxonomy places the organism in Eukaryota, Metazoa, Chordata, Mammalia, Primates, Cercopithecidae. The record is from RefSeq and is a predicted model, not a curated record. The transcript has 4 exons. Bases 508 to 1275 code for a protein of 255 amino acids. Gene Ontology annotation, molecular function: RNA polymerase II cis-regulatory region sequence-specific DNA binding; DNA-binding transcription factor activity, RNA polymerase II-specific.
GGGAGGAGAAGCGCGGGUUCCUGGCUCUCCACGCGCACUGCUUUAAUCAGACCGUGCAGCCUCGAGCUGGAGUGGCCAGCUGGGCCUGGAGCAAUGCGAGCGGACCCCAGGGAGCGACGGCGGCGGCGGCGCAGCGGCCGAAGCAGCCCCGGCAGGGAAGUGUGGAUGCGUCUCUCCCGAGGCCGGGCCGCCUCGCCCGCUCUAGCCCAGCGGAGCCCGAGCGCCUCGGACCAAUCCCCAGUGAUUAUGCAAGACAGAGGACCAAUCAGCUCCGCCAGCUCAUGAAUAUUUAUGACCUUGGCUGAGUCAAAGCUUUGAACCGAGUUUGGGGAGCUCAGCAGCAUCAUGCUUAGACUUUUCAAAGAGACAAACUCCAUUUUCUUAUGAAUGGAAAGUGAAAACCCCUGUUCUGCUUAAAUUGGGUUCCUUCCUGUCCUGAGAAACAUAGAGACCCCCAAAAGGGAAGCAGAGGAGAGAAAGUCCCACACCCAGACCCCGCGAGAAGAGAUGACCAUGACCACCAUGCCAGAAAGUCUCAACAGCCCCGUGUCGGGCAAGGCGGUGUUUAUGGAGUUUGGGCCGCCCAACCAGCAAAUGUCUCCUUCUCCCAUGUCCCACGGGCACUACUCCAUGCACUGUUUACACUCGGCGGGCCAUUCGCAGCCCGACGGCGCCUACAGCUCAGCCUCGUCCUUCUCCCGACCGCUGGGCUACCCCUACGUCAACUCGGUCAGCAGCCACGCUUCCAGCCCCUACAUCAGUUCGGUGCAGUCCUACCCGGGCAGCGCCAGCCUCGCCCAGAGCCGCCUGGAGGACCCAGGGGCGGACUCGGAGAAGAGCACGGUGGUGGAAGGCGGUGAAGUGCGCUUCAAUGGCAAGGGAAAAAAGAUCCGUAAACCCAGGACGAUUUAUUCCAGUUUGCAGUUGCAGGCUUUGAACCGGAGGUUCCAGCAAACUCAGUACCUAGCUCUGCCGGAGAGGGCGGAGCUCGCGGCCUCUUUGGGACUCACACAGACUCAGGUCAAGAUCUGGUUCCAAAACAAGCGAUCCAAGUUCAAGAAGCUGAUGAAGCAGGGUGGGGCGGCUCUAGAGGGUAGUGCGUUGGCCAACGGCCGGGCCCUGUCUGCUGGCUCCCCACCCGUGCCGCCCGGCUGGAACCCUAACUCUUCAUCCGGGAAGGGCUCAGGCGGAAACGCGGGCUCCUAUAUCCCCAGCUACACAUCGUGGUACCCUUCAGCGCACCAAGAAGCUAUGCAGCAACCCCAACUUAUGUGAGGUUGCCCGCCCGCCUCCUUCUUGUCUCCCUGGCCCAGGUCCCUCCCGCCUCCAGGUCCAUCCACCCUGUCCGGAAAAGAAGGACCCAGAGGGAAGAAGAAGGAACAGUGGAGGCAGGACGAGCUCCAUCUCCUCAGAGCCCCGCGAGGUCCGGCCCAGCAACUUCCCGGCGCCCGCGCUCUGGCCUGAACCCUGGCCUGGGCCGAGCAGUAGCAGCAGAGAGUGGCCUCGGAGGGAAGGCACUGCCACCUGAGACAGGCCAAGCAGCAAGAUAAACCCGCUUCACCCGACCCACCGACCUUCAACUUUGUGGGACUAUCAGGAAAAAAAACAAAACAAAAACAAAAUGUAGAAAAAGCAAAAGCUCUUUUCUGUCCUGUCAGUCUCCUGUCUCCUUUUGCUCUGUGCGCUGAUAAAGUCAAGGUCCUCUCAUCCGUCCGCUGUCCGCAUUCUGCGGCCUCUGCAAAAAGCCACCAGGUCUGAGAGACCCGGGUCCUGCCCGGCUGACCAUCUCCGGAUCCUGGGACACUGCCUGACCAUCUGUGUAGCUGGUGUGGGAAUCUGGGGACAUUGAAGGGAGGGGGUUUUAUUUAUUGAGAAAUGGACUUCGCCUGAGGCUGUUUACCAAGUCGAGGUUCUGCUGGGCGCAAAGAACUCACUGUUCAAACGCACUGUUUACUUUAAACGCACGGGGAGAAACGAAUAAGGAGGACGUGGUGAUUUUUAAUUUAUACAGUAACUUUUGUACUUCUCUGGUAUGGAGAGUUUGGAGCCGAACGAUUUGCAUUUUUUACAUGUCCGACAUUAUUUAACAAAUACUUUUUAAAAGAAAAGAAAGAUAAAUGAAGUCAACACGAUUUUCUCAUCUGGGGAGGAACUCUUGGUUGCUUCGCCUGGACAAGAUGGAAAACACUGAUUUCCUCCUUGGGUAGAAAGAGGGAGCGAGGACAAAUGGGGAGUAGAGAGAAAACAGGCGAGAACAAGCACCCUAAUUCCAGUGGGCUUUACAAUAAGACAAAAUCAGCUUUACAACAAUCCCUAAAGGCUCAACCACAGAGUAAAGCCAGUCACUACCCUGAACGCACAAUCUUCAGUGCAGGCUCUAAUUACUGUACAUAUUAUUGUUAUUAUUAUUAUUAUUAUUAUUAUUGUUCUGUAAACAUGUUGCACAAGCUUAGCCUUUUUGCGUUCUGUUGUGUGUGGCUGUAAAACCCCAUGCUUUGUGAAAUGAGAAUCUUGACAUUUUACUUGUGAAAUUUGGAAAAUGUGAUCAAUUGAAAUCAACUGUGUUUUGUGUUCUCUAUGUCAAAGUUUAGUUUUAUAUUGAGAAUGUUAACUUAUUGCUUUGUAUCUUGGGAAAAAAAAAACUUUGUAAAUAAGUUAUAAAGUUUCUUUGAGACAGUAAAAUUAUGAUUUCU